Ceratina calcarata is the source of this 4621-nucleotide messenger RNA. RefSeq lists its product as uncharacterized. The transcript is spliced from 3 exons. Gene Ontology annotation, cellular component: cytoplasm. Bases 1005 to 2789 code for a protein of 594 amino acids. The record is from RefSeq and is a predicted model, not a curated record. Gene Ontology annotation, molecular function: glycosyltransferase activity. Lineage: Eukaryota; Metazoa; Arthropoda; Insecta; Hymenoptera; Apidae.
GACUUCGUCCGGCGUCUGUCGACAGUUAGUCGCGCGACGUUCAACCUGCGAUGCGCGUCUUCGUUUCGUUCGCCGUCGUAUUUCGCGCCCCGUGACCCUCGUCGAUUCACCCCGUAGAGAUUUCCCAAACGGAAUUUUCCCGGUACCGUCCCUCUCGACCGUUUUCCCAAAUCUGAGGAGGACUGGUGCAACAGGUCUCCACGUACGUGUCCGAGCCCCCGUUAUCCGGCGGUGAUGCACAAUUUCGUUUCGAAGCGCGCAGCGCGAUGCACCGUACGAGUUUUGGAUAUUUAUUAAAUCGUUGAGGCGUCUCGGAAGACAGAGGAUUUCGUCGAACACCGGAAUCGAAGAGAAAUCUGUCGUCCGACGAGGCAAGAAUUAUUGUAGGAUAAGAGUCUGGUAUUCGUGGAUCUGAAAAAGUGCGUAAGAGUGCACCUGUUUGGAAAAUCGUGAGCCCUUGAGACAAAGAAAAGUCAGAAGAGUUCCGAGAAGAGAAAAGGUCGUGGAAUUCGAGGGGGGAAAAAAAUUGUGGAGGUUGCCUCGAAGGCCACGGGCUACCUGGCACAGAUAAUCGAAGGAGAAGAAAGUUCGGUCUGGGUGCUGCUGCAUCCGGUUCGGUCCACCUUUCUGUGCUCUCGUCUGCCACGAUUUCGUGUGAUUCAUCGAUCGUCGCGAAUCUCUCCUCCCACCGAACGGAAAUAAGUUCGAUAUUUUGGUGCGAUACGAGAGCGAGAGAGACAGAGAGAGGAGCGCGAAUGCCAGCGGGCGGAUGAUCACGCGCGUUUCUUCGCGUUGGAAAACGGAAGUAAUGAGAGGUGUCGCGGGUGAAGUUCCACGGUGGCGAUUGAAUGGAGCUAUUUCGAAGCGGUCUCUUCUGCCGUCUCUUCUGCCGGACGACGCGUCCCUCUCUCACGCAGCACCGUGACAGGUCCGCGUGAGUGGAUCCGGUGGCGCACGGACAGCGGCAGCGACGUGGCUCGAUCGACACGCAGCUAGUCCGAAACAUGUUGCCCAGCUGCAACGGAGGCGGUUCCAGGUGCGCGAGGCGCGCCCUGAUCUUCGUGUUCGCGUGGGGCCUGGUGAUGAUCGCCGCGGUCCAAUUUCGACACGCGAACAUAGAGAACGCGUUGAGGGAGUCACCGACCGCGGAGGAAUCGAGCAGCGACGUCCUCGUCGAGGACACGUACCGUCGACGAGAGAUGACGAACGAUCGGGGAUCGUCGAGUCUCGGCCUAUCCCGCUAUUUGCUCCAGAGAUCAUCGGCGGACAACGGUUUCUCGAAUUCCGGCGGCUCGGGACUCCUGACGACUCUGACCACCAUAUCGAAUUCACCGACGAGGAACCCGUUGGACCUGGAGCCUCUGUUGGACAAGAGCCCCGCCAAGACCGAAGAGGAACUGAUCCAAGAGAUAGAACAGAGGCUCCCCAGCCUGCCUCUGGCGUACUGGAGCAAGAACAGCAAGUACUCCGGUGGUCAGGGUAAAGCCAAGGGUAACGACAGCUGUGCGAACCUCAAGUACCCGUCGAUCUACGACAUAGAGUUCAACAACGUCUACUGGCAGACGAUGAGGACCAGCAACGGCACGUUCCAGUUCUUCGGCGCGUUUUACGACCGCCGCAAGCUGUCCAGGAUAGGACCGGCGAUAAGAAUCGUCGGGAUGAUCGACAGGAUCGAGCCCACCGUGAAGACGCACUGUCAACUGUGGUACGACGGCGAGAGGGAGCCGAAGGUCGUCGAGACCCUGGAGUACAAGUACAUUUGGUAUCCGAAAUGGGGAAACUAUAAACAGGGGAUCUAUCAGCCGUACGUGAUCGCCUGCAAGAUACCUCAGUCUCAUUGGUCCAAGGGAGCACCGGCUUCGGUCUCCAUGGCAGAGAAACCCUGCGACACUCCUACUAACAAUCUCAGAGUCAUCUAUAACAAGCCUGAACGCAAGAAGGAUUUCGCCGUCUGCGUGAAGGGUCUCGACUUCCUUCACGAGGACCUCUCCGUUCGAUUGGUCGAAUGGAUCGAACUGAUCACGCUCCUCGGCGCGGACAAGAUCUUCUUCUAUCAGCUGCAAGUUCAUCCGAACGUGACCAAGAUUCUGGACCAUUACCAAAGGCUCGGGAAAGUUCACGUGACUCCGUUGACUCUCCCGGGCGGACAGCCGAACGUCCCCGCGUUUCAACACAUGUAUCUGACGAAGAAGACCAAUCACAAACGACAGAACGAACUGAUCCCGUACAACGAUUGCUUGUACAAGCACAUGUACGAGUACGAGUACAUCGCUCUGUUGGACGUCGACGAGGUGAUCAUGCCGGUGAGGGAUGCCACGUGGCAGGAUCUGAUGAAGAGGGUCUUGACCAAAGCGUUUAAGAUCAGGAACGAGACCAGAGCCUCGUACAACGUUAGGAACGUGUACUUUUUGGACGACUUGCUGCACUCGCACGGGUACUUCAAGGACAUGCCGAAGUACAUGCAUAUGUUGCAGCAUGUGUAUCGUUCGAAGAACUUCACCAAGCCGAACCAGUAUAUCAAGUGCUUCCACAACCCGGAGAGGGUGGUCACCUUGCACAAUCACUUCCCGCUGGCCUGUCUAGGUGCCGGGUGUACCAGUUACCCCAUAGAGACCGAGGACGCGCAGUUACAACACUAUCGGGCCGACUGCGUUAAAUCGUUGAAGAAGACCUGCGUCGAAUACCGAGAGAACAGCGUAUUGGACACCACUAUAUGGCGGUACAAGGACCAGCUGAUAGAGAGGGUCACCAGGACGUUGGAGACUCUUGGUUUCUUCAAACCGAGCUAGCGUUGAUCGGAUCUCGGGUUCUCUGUUUCGCGCGCCGUCGACGAUGAAACUCAAAAAAUUGUUUCCUUUCGUCGAUUUUUCUUGAGAUUAAUCAAAAUUUCGUUCUCGAAAUUACCACGACGCCUCGACGACGACGAAAAUCGUCGAUCCCGCGGUCGGGCGAAGCGAAGCUUCGUUGCAUUUUCGAUCGUACUUCGAUCUAGCCAUUUUAUCGUCCUACGUUAAACGCGUCGACUGAAUCUGAUUCUGCAUCGAUCCCUCGGGUCUGAUUGUGAGUCUACUGUCGAGGAAGGGUUUUUAACUUUUAUAAUGGAAACGAGAUCGGUAGAUCGAUGCAGGAUGUCGUUUCGUUUGUUUGUCGAUCUUGUGACGGGAAAAGAUGCAUUUAUCGACAGGCGUCUGCACUGUUUUAACCGAGUUGCACGGCCUUAGUAUUAAUUACGAUUAGAAGUCCUCUUACAAAGACUAAGACUCGAUGUACUUCUCCUUUACCCUUUUACUCCCUGAACUUUGAUUCCUCGCGUUGAGUGGAAGUCCCGUAUCAAUAAUAAAGGGUUCCUCGCGAGUUUUGCUGUGUGAUAACGGGGAGAAAGCAUGUCGAUGAGUGAGAAAUCGUGAUUGGAAAGUAGCAUCGAUCUUCGAUUCGCGAUCGAUCUCUGUGCAAUUCUUUUAUUCGAAUCGGCUCGUGUUUCUUUUUAAACUUUUUUUUUAAUCAUUUCGUAUAAUCAAUUUACACUUUUAAAUGACCGACCUGUGAACGGACUCUCGUUUGAAAAAUGUAUACCGUUCUCGAGUCGACGAUCGAUGCCGUAAUUCGAGUUCGACCGUGAACCAACGAUCGUGAUUCCGGUCGAAUAACUUGGAACGCAUCGGGAAAGACUCUUGUUCCACGGAUGUACGCGCACGGUGAAUCGUGAAACAGACGGACGAUUCGAAAGUACGGUCACGUAAAGGCGACACGAAAUAAAUCGUGGGGAAAAGUCGUAGGCCGCACCUUUCCAAAAGUUGCGCGAUCCUCCAGUGAUUUUUUGCGUCACGAUCGAUCCCGUGGAAAACUUGCGUUCCGUUUAUCGAUCAUACGAGCGAAUAUAAUUCGGAAUCUUUUAAAUGAAACCUCGAAGGUUUAACAGACGAUCGUAUCGCCGGGAACCCGACGCCCCAGUUUUACAGGGGAACGAAAGUACAUCCAUGGAACGACCGUGAAAUGCUUUCUUCCCAUAACGCGUUUCCUUCGUAACUCGAAACGGGCUCGCUGUAGGCUUCGUUCUCCUCCUUUUCCUUUCGCAUGGUGAACCUCGAUCGCUUUCUACGCGACACGAUCGCUUCCUUUCUUUCCUCUAUUUUUUUUUUGUGUCGUCGAACGAGAGCGCGAUUGACGUUGCACCAUAAACUAACGCGUACACGAUAUGAUAUUAUUACUAUAAUUAUCAUUUUAUUAUUACUAUAUAAUCGUAUCACAGAUUUUGUCCAUCGAACGUUUACUAAGGAAUGUAUUUAUGCUCACGCGCUAUUGACUACAGCGAUCGAAUCGGCGUCGAUCGGUCGUAAUCGAUUUUUCACAUAGCUACAAUCAGACUGAUGAUCGUAUUCCUCUAUGAACGAGAAUGUACGCUCGGUUUCGCGAUAUUUUUUAAUGAUUGGUAGCGAUUUUUGAUCGACCGCGCUCGACGAACAAUAGGAGAGCGAAAUCGGGCGUCGAAGUGCCUGAAAUCGUUGGACGCGAUUCGGACGCGUCUCUCAGCUCAGUCUCCACGAUCGACCUCUCUCCUUUUUUUAUGUAAAUACACGGAAGAGUCGGUUGGGAUAAUAAUAAAAUAUUACCCGAAGAUGUA